Salmo salar (Atlantic salmon) is the source of this 990-nucleotide messenger RNA. RefSeq names its product bcl-2-modifying factor. NCBI's taxonomy places the organism in Eukaryota, Metazoa, Chordata, Actinopteri, Salmoniformes, Salmonidae. Gene Ontology annotation, cellular component: myosin complex. The record is from RefSeq and is a predicted model, not a curated record. Gene Ontology annotation, biological process: positive regulation of apoptotic process; apoptotic process; negative regulation of autophagy.
UGUCUCACACAGAAUAAAAAUUUGCGGGGAGUGAUACUGAGUACGGACUAAAUCCACUUGGGUUUACAGUGAAAAUAUACGCGUUUACAUUUUUCUAUACACUAAGGAUUUUAUCUUGUGGCAGAUCUUGGCAGAUCGCCGCCGUAUGGACGAUGAGGAGGAUGAUGUGUUUGAACCAGACUCCCACUGCUGGCGCACAGCCUUCAGGGAGAUAAAGUACGAGGACAGGGGAACCCAGACACCCAGCCCUGUCCUGCCACUGCCCAAUAAUAUGCUGCCCUGCGGGGUGGCCCAGGAGCCCAGACCACUCUUCUACGGCAACGCAGGCUUUCGAUUGCACUUCCCAGCGCAGUUUGAGCGUGUUGGAGACCAGGGGCCUCUGGGAGAGCGAGGGGGGAUGGAGAGGCUCAAUCAGCAGCCCCAGCAGCCAGCACGCAGCAUAGAGAUCUGCAUUGGACAGAAACUCCAACUCAUCGGAGACCAGUUCCACCAAGAACAUGUUCAAGUGUAUCACCGAAACCAAAGAAACAUGAGGCCCUUGUGGAGGCGCCUGGCCUCGGCUCUGCUCACCCUGCUGUUUGAGCAGGAGGCCAUCGCUGGAGGGGAGAGAGCAGGGUGGAGGUGAUGGAGAGGACCAGCCCAGACUACCCCUCUCCCACAAGGACUGGACUCCUAAUGGCACUGUCAAAUCUAACACGGGUCUGUUGGGGAAAAAUAACAAAAGAGAAAAGGUCCCCGCGGGACGGAGACAACCAUUUUUUACGAGGUCGUUUUUUCCCAAGAAGAUGCCAUGUUGUUUCACGAGAUUCCUCUACUGGACGAUGUCCUUAUUUUGGUAAUUGUUUGAUGUAGUAUUUUGUACAGUACAUUAUUCCUGUUGAAUUUGUUUGCACUUCCGUAUGUGUACAUCUUGAAUGGCCUCCAUGGUCCCGGGAAUGCCUUGUCAAUGUCUUCUACCACAACCCAAUGACUGUUGACAAGAACCAAGCA